Messenger RNA from Thlaspi arvense, 694 nucleotides. Lineage: Eukaryota; Viridiplantae; Streptophyta; Magnoliopsida; Brassicales; Brassicaceae. The record is from the annotation of a GenBank genome assembly.
UUUAGAAAUCGAGAAUAGUGGAAAACGUAGAGCAGGCAAAUGGCGGCAGCGAUAUCAGCGAAUUUGGUGUUUGUUGCUGCAAGACAUGGACGAAGACAAUGGAGAACCACUCCUUUCUCCUGUAGUUUGUCGUCUUCGAGACCGAACACAAGGAAUCUUGUUCUAUACUCUAAACCAGGAUGUUGUCUCUGCGACGGUCUUAAAGAGAAGCUUCAAGCCGCAUUCUCUCUCUCUGGUCCCGAUUCACUCAACGACAUUACUCUUCAGGUGAGGGAUAUCACGACGAAUCCUGAGUGGGAAAGGGCUUAUCAGUAUGAGAUACCAGUCCUAGCUAAAGAGAAUUCUGAUGGUAAAGAGGAAAUUUUGCCGAGGAUGUCUCCACGUUUAAGUGUGGAAAUCAUACAGAGGAAGCUACUUGCUGCUUUUAGUUGAUUCAUUACGUACACGACAUUGGAAAAAGAAAAAGAAAACGUGGGAACAUCUUGGAACUAAGAAUUCUAUUUCCCUGUGUCAAAAACUUAAAAGCAUGUUUGCUCAUGUAAGCAUUCGUUAUCUUGUAUUUAACUAUUUGCUAGUUGUUCAAUCGUUUUUGUCGACCAAUCGGAUUUUAUGAUCAAAUACUUUUACGAUCGUCUUAACAAACACAUUACUAUAUUAGACAAAGCAAGCAGGAGCCUUUAAGGUUAGAGACUGG